Camellia sinensis is the source of this 835-nucleotide messenger RNA. The record is from RefSeq and is a predicted model, not a curated record. Lineage: Eukaryota; Viridiplantae; Streptophyta; Magnoliopsida; Ericales; Theaceae.
AAAGACAUAGUUUAUGUUUUUGUGCAUCUGUCUGUCCAUCACAAAUAAUACGAGCCCUAACUCCCCAUAUUUCAUUCUUACGCUAUGUCUCUUCCUCUCAUUGGCAUCGCCUCACUCUGCCAUCGUCCCACCGGUGUCACCCACUCCGCCAUCCUCUGACGCCGUCAUCUUCCCAUCGACAAUCAUUCAAGAAGAAAGUGCAGCAAAGCCCGAUCAGAGCUAUCUAACAUCCUUGUUGUUGAAGCCCUAGGUCAGCGAAUCUCUGUUCUGAAUCAAGUUCCUUGAAGUUGUUCUCAAUCAAAAGUCGAAGAUCUUCUGAAGGUUAGUCGACUCAUGGACCUCAUUGUUAACAGCUUGUAUAGUAAUAAGGAGGUGUUUCUUCAAGAGCUCAUCAGCAAUGCAAGCGAUGCUUUGGACAAGCUGCGAUUUCUCAGUGUUACAGACCCCAAUCUUUUGAAGGAUAGAGUUGAUCUUGAUAUCCGUAUCCAGACUAACAAAGAUAAUGGGAUUAUUACAAUUACGGAUUCUGGCAUUGGGAUGACUCGUCAAGAACUUGUUGACUGUCUUGGAACUAUUGCACAAAGUGGAACUGCAAAGUUCUUAAAGGCAUUGAAGGUGCCCCAAUAUUUGGCUUAAUUGUAUUGUAUACUUUGAUUAAAGACCUUAUGCUAAGUUUUAUUUAUUUGGCUAGACUGAGUAUAAUUUUAGCAUAAUCUUAAAAGUUCUAUCAUUAAGUAGCAUUAAUUGUGCAUUCUUUUGAGAUUGAUUCUUUAAUUCAUGAUACACAUUCAAUUGAAAGCAACACAUUGAACAAUUUUUAAAGUACAUAAAAGUG